AAGGGGAAUGUGAAGGACUGUUUAGCGCAAGACGAGAUCACGAGAGACCAGAAGAGAGAGCCGUGUCUGUCUUAUGCGUUGAUUCCUGAUGCGCAUAGCCGGCACAGUCAGUGCGUAAGGACGAAGAAGCGGAAGUAGGAGAAGGAGUCGCCAUAGCCUGCACAGUCCGUGAGCGAAGGCGAAGAAGACAAGGAGAAGGAGAAGGAGAAGAAGGAAUCGCCAUAGCCAGCACCGUCACUGAGUGAAGACGAAGAAGACGAGAAGAAGGAGAAAGAGAAGAAGGAUUCGCCAUAGCCGCACAGUCGGUGAGUGAAGACGAAGAGGACGACGGAGAAGGAGGAGGAUUCGCCAUAGCCGGCACACAGUCAGUGAGUGAAGACGAAAGGAGAGGAGAAAGAGGAGAAGAAGAAGAAGAAGGAAACGAAUAAGAGGACAAGGAGGACGACGACGAGGAGGACGACGACGAGGAGGAGGAGAAGAAGAAGAAGGGAACGAGGGGGGGGGGGGGGGGGAGGAUAUGACCGAGGUGUGCGGCACUCGCCGGUGUUCCCGAGGUUUUCGUUGACGUCAGCUGUUCCGCUUACAGGUGUGCGGCGUUCGCCAGUGUUCCCGAGGUUUUCGUUGACGUCAGCUGGUCGAAAACUCUGCGUACGGUCAUAUUCGUUUGGCACUUUUUUGUGGAGCUGAUCACUGUCUGAUCUGAUCUGAUCUGAUCUGAUCUGAUCUGAUCUUAUUUAGUUUGGGUUUGCCAUCUGAACGUGGUAGUGGUGGUGGUGCAAGUGUGAUUGGUAUUCCGAUCUCGAAUUUAGUGCAGGCAAGAUGUGCUACACCGUUCCUUGCAACUCGUGCGGCCGCACUACCUGGGGCGGAUGCGGACAGCACGUGAAGAGUGUGUACGAUCGCCUUACCGAGGCGCAGCGCUGCAACUGUAAGCCGUGGCCGGGCUGCGCUCCCCAGGGCUCCAGCAAAGAUUGGGUAAGUGGGUAUGUGGAAACGCUAGGGACUUGUCUUUUUCCCCAUACGAGCACGUCGGGUGUCGCUCCGGUACACGCCGCAGUGAAUGCAUUUUGACGCUUUAUUGAGAAAAUGCAUUCGGACGAUUCCAAGAACGUGAUUGUGUAACAAAGAAGUGAGCGCCGU
Chara braunii is the source of this 1140-nucleotide messenger RNA. The record is from the annotation of a GenBank genome assembly. Lineage: Eukaryota; Viridiplantae; Streptophyta; Charophyceae; Charales; Characeae.